This is a messenger RNA of Poecilia reticulata (guppy), 540 nucleotides long. NCBI's taxonomy places the organism in Eukaryota, Metazoa, Chordata, Actinopteri, Cyprinodontiformes, Poeciliidae. The record is from RefSeq and is a predicted model, not a curated record.
UGCAUCCCUAUCCCGAUCCCUCCUGGAGACCCCCGGAUUCCCUCCCGCCCAGAUAGCUGCAUCCCAGCCUUUAGAUCUGCUCCUACCUGUGGAACGGGUUACUCUGCAUUUAAUUUUGGUGGAGAAUCCAACAAGAGAGAGCAGAUCAAUUCACUGACGGCCUUUCUGGAUCUGGGGCAAGUGUAUGGCUCAGACGAGAAGCUUGCCCUGAACCUUCGUGACCUCACCAGUGAUGCCGGCUUGCUGCGCGUCAACACCGAAUUCAGGGACAACGGACGCGAACUGCUGCCCUUCCACUCCCUGCAGGUGCAAAUGUGCGCCACCCGUAGAAGAGUCACCAACAAUACCAACGCCAGGGAGGUGCCCUGUUUUAUUGCAGGUGAUGGCCGCGUGGAUGAGAACAUCGCCCUGACCUCUAUCCACACCCUGUUUGUGCGUGAACACAACCGUUUGGCUCGUCAGCUGAAGAGGCUGAAUCCACAAUGGGACAGUGAGACUCUCUACGAAGAGGCCCGCAAAAUCAUGGGUGCUUACACCCAG